UAAUAAAUGAUAACAUUAGUAAUUUUUAUUUGCAGUCGUAACUUCUGCUACUUUAUUUAUAACAAUGGUUGAGCGCUCCACCCACUUCCGCGAGCCCGUGUCGAAAAUCCAGUGAUCACCUCCACCCCAGAAUGGACCAGCAAGAAAGCAAUAAAAAGAAGGCCAAAACGUGGUUGCAUCGCAUUUUUAAAAUGAAAAGCCGCUUGCAAGAUCGCUCUAAUCGGUCGGACAGCGAUGGCGAAACGUUCAUCGAAGGUGUCGAGAUCAGACCGCACCGAAACAGUUUCCGCAGGAGCUUGAAGAAGAUGCACACCAGAGUGAAAAGCUGCAUGUUCUCGCAGGAAGUGGUCACCCCCAAGCGCCCCGUGACGAUAUCCGAGGUUCCUUGCACGUCUUCGAGGGUCAUCCAGGGUCCGCCCCCAGUUCCUGAACGUCCGCGAACCCUGCCUGAGGAGGAGGAGGAGGAGCCGCCUCCGCCUCGGGAGCCCCCCGCGCCCGUGGAGCCGCGCACGCAUCGAAUACCCACCGACGAGAUCGUGAGUCUGUCAAACUGCUACUGGUACUGGGGCCCCAUGCCGACCGCGGAGGCCGAGGAGCGGCUCCAGUUCAAGCCCGACGGGACUUUCCUAGUCCGGGACUCCUCCUCCACGAGCUACUUGUUCAGUAUUAGUUUCCGCAGUGUGGGGAAGACAAUGCACGCUAGGAUCGAAUAUAGCCGAGGCAGGUACAAUUUGUGCGGUACGUAUGCAGAGGGGUUUUCCACGGUCACUGAGCUGAUUCACGACGCGAUGAAGACGUCGGAGAACGGGAUUUAUUGCUACUCGCGGAGGGGCGAGCACACGUGCGAGUUCCCGGUGAGGUUAACCAAGCCCAUUUCGAGGUAUACUGAAGUCAGGUCUCUUAAACAUUUGUGUAAGUUUGUCAUACGACAAUACGUUAACAUGAAUGACAUACCACAAUUGCCUCUGCCGACUGUGCUUCAUAGUUACUUGUUAGAAAAGCCCUACUUUUAAGUUGCUUGGUUGCAAUUGUACUUAAUUUGUCUUGAUUUAUACUGAGGUAUACUUAAGUUGAAUGAAUCGUGUGGUACUGCUCGCUUGACUACUUUGUAAAGAUACGCUAGUCCAGUUAAGUUUAGGACGUCUAGGAUUGUGGGUUGUGUACAAAGAAGUUCAAAAAUGUUUUGUACAGGCGGUGAGGCUUUCAGAAUAUACGCGACAGGUUUCAAAGUGCCUUUUUUGUAGGAUGCAACCGUCUAAUAUUUUUUUAUUACACAGAAAAGGAACCGACGACGAUUAGAGUUAUAUUUUUGAUAUAUAGAGACUAUAUUAUUUAUGUUAUAAAUUUAAACAAAAUAGGCAUCUUAUGAAAGAUGUUUGUGUCUUGUGCUUGUAAAUGAAUACUAUGUAUCCUAGAAUAAUUUUAUGUGCAAUAUUAACCAAGUGUUAUAAUACGUAAUAUGUCCCUGUUGAGAAAUGGGAGAAAAACAUUAACUUAUAGCUCUUAUCAAAAGUAAUAUGAUAAAAAGCCAAAAACAAACAAAGAAUUAACUAUUCUUGAAAAUAUUUUUUUAUUUAAGUUUUUUAUUCAAAAAGUGUACGAUGUAAUCGUGUUCUCGAAAUUUAAACAUAAUUCACUUCCUUCAAAACUCGUGAUACAAAAAAGCAUCAAGAAUCAUAUAGCACAGUAGAGUUAUUAAUAGCUUAAAUUGUAUUGAACAAAGACUGAAUUUAAAAUGACAGUCCACCCUAAUUGGUCCACUUGAUUAUGCAGUGCUUUUGUUGUCUCAUAACCGUACCCACUAUAUACGGAGACGAUGUUUUUCCAUUAGAUAGUAGCAAACAUCUAACGAAUGUAUACACAGUUCACUAUUUUUGAACUCUUUGUACAUGAUGAGUACAUGUUCAGUAAAUAAAAAUUAAACGAAUAUAUUAGUUUAUUGUGUUAAUAUUAUUGUGUUUUUAUUUUUAUUGCAUUUAAAAGUAUAUAACUGUUAUAGCUACUUAUGCAAAUGGUUCGUACGACUCUUUCCAAGUAACCUAUAGAAGUAAUUCUAAAACGUCCACAUCCUGUAAUUCAUCCGUAAAAAAUAGAGAGAUAUUUUGCAUAACACAUUGUUUAAACUAUUUUGUUAUUGAUUGUUGAACUGUAAGCAGAGUUUGUGAAUCAUCUUGCUAAUAAAUGUGAAGUGAUCACCUAUAAGAAAUACAUAUUGUAUAAGUUGAUUAAAUCCAUGACUUGUGAUAUGAAUAAAAUGCGUCAAAUCAUG
Zophobas morio is the source of this 2269-nucleotide messenger RNA. It is a transcript of the gene Socs44A, whose product is annotated as suppressor of cytokine signaling 6. NCBI's taxonomy places the organism in Eukaryota, Metazoa, Arthropoda, Insecta, Coleoptera, Tenebrionidae. Gene Ontology annotation, cellular component: phosphatidylinositol 3-kinase complex. The transcript has a single exon. Gene Ontology annotation, molecular function: 1-phosphatidylinositol-3-kinase regulator activity. Bases 132 to 1013 code for a protein of 293 amino acids. The record is from RefSeq and is a predicted model, not a curated record. Gene Ontology annotation, biological process: intracellular signal transduction; phosphatidylinositol phosphate biosynthetic process.